Molecule: messenger RNA, 9632 nt
Organism: Acanthochromis polyacanthus (spiny chromis)
Lineage: Eukaryota; Metazoa; Chordata; Actinopteri; Pomacentridae
Product: protein tyrosine phosphatase receptor type D
Biological process (GO): protein dephosphorylation
Molecular function (GO): protein tyrosine phosphatase activity; protein binding
Source: RefSeq, a predicted model, not a curated record
AAAGUGUGUGUGUCUGUGCGUGUGCGCGCCGUUGGAAUCUGACAGCACGUUGGAGCUGCGUUUAAGAAAAGCUCAGCUCUCUCAGUUUUGUGCCCGUCUUAUUGCCGCUCUCAUUGUCUUUGUCGACAGUGAUAAAGAGAGCAGUUCAAACCAGGGGCCUGUUUUUGGAAUAAGAACAAGCAUUGCUGUUUUCUGACUUUGAGGGAAGAAAGAAGGGACUCCUCUGGAAUUUCCUAAGGAAUUUAUUCGGAUAGCUCCGUUACCGGGGCUUUGCAUUCUACCGCCUGGGUAUAUAAUGUGACCAACUAUUCCACACUAGGGAAAUUCUGAGGAGUUCUGUUCUUUCAUCACUCUGGUUCGAGGCAGCAAUCGCGAUCAAUUAUUCCAAACUGGUGGGGGCAAAGGGGGCAUUAAUUAGACCGGUGUGUCGGCGAGGUAAAACUGCAGCAUCGGGCAGCAUGUUGGCACCUGCAUGAACCCGGCAGAGAAGCCUCAGUUCUUGUUCUCUUUCCUGAGACAUCAACCACAGGAUGAGGCCUGCGGCAGGUCUCAGGAGAGAGAAUGUUCCAUGACUUUCACACCUUCGACCUCACGCUCUUGAACUGUUGGAAAGGUUGCUUGAGUGCAGAAAGGCUGUGAAUACCCUGCAUCUGAGAAAUCAGACCAGACUGACUCACAGGGCUCUGUGAGCCAGUGCCACCGAGGCUGCCAAAGCAUGCUGGUGCCAAGCUGUCCCACCAUGCACAGAGCCAGACCCACGCUGCUGCUGCCGCUGCUGCUUGUCCUGGGUCUGCUACUCCACCUCGCCGACGCUCAAACACCACCAAAGUUUUUAAGAACCCCCAAUGACCAAACAGGCGUGCAAGGAGGUGUGGCAUCCUUUAUCUGCCAAGCUACAGGAGAUCCACGGCCGAAGAUUGUGUGGAACAAGAAGGGGAAGAAAGUCAGCAACCAGAGAUUUGAGGUGAUUGAGUUCGAUGACGGCUCUGGUUCAGUGCUAAGAAUUCAGCCAUUGCGCACGCCCCGAGACGAAGCCAUAUAUGAAUGCGUCGCCUCCAACAGUGUUGGAGAGACAAGCGCUACCACCAGACUCACUGUUUUACGUGAGGACCAGCUGCCCCCUGGUUUCCCCACCAUAGACAUGGGCCCACAGUUGAAAGUGGUGGAGCGAACACGCACUGCCACCAUGCUCUGUGCUGCCAGCGGCAACCCUGACCCAGACAUCUCCUGGUUCAAAGACUUCCUCCCUGUCAACACCACCAACAACAAUGGACGCAUUAAACAGCUCAGAUCAGAAUCCUUUGGUGGUACACCAAUAAGAGGAGCCCUCCAGAUAGAGCAGAGCGAAGAGUCUGACCAGGGGAAGUAUGAAUGCGUGGCCACCAACAACGAUGGAACCCGCUACUCUGCUCCAGCAAAUCUUUAUGUCAGAGAGCUGCGAGAAGUGCGCCGGGUGCCACCACGAUUCUCCAUUCCACCUACAGACAAUGAGAUCAUGCCGGGCGGCAGUGUCAAUAUUACAUGUGUGGCAGUGGGCUCUCCCAUGCCAUAUGUCAAGUGGAUGCUGGGUGCUGAGGAUCUUACGCCAGAGGACGAUAUGCCCAUUGGACGGAACGUCUUGGAGCUCACUGACGUCCGGCAGUCGGCCAACUACACCUGUGUGGCCAUGUCAACACUCGGGGUGAUUGAGGCUGUGGCACAGAUAACAGUCAAGGCAUUGCCCAAGGCUCCUGGCAUUCCUGUCGUGACAGAGCGCACAAGCCACCAGCUAACAUUGACGUGGGACUCUGGUAAUCCUGAACCGGUGUCCUACUACAUCAUCCAGCAUAAGUCUAAAUACUCCGAGGACUUGUACAAGGAGAUUGAUGGUGUAGCCACCACGAGGUACAGUGGGGGCCUCAGCCCCUACUCUGACUACGAGUUCGGGGUGGUGGCGGUAAACAACAUCGGGCGGCCACCCAGCGAGAGCAUGAGGCCAAAACAGCUGAGGCAGGCACCCAGCACGGCACCGAGGGCAGGUCCGAGGUCAAUGAUGAGCGCCACCACAGCUGUUAUCCAGUGGGAUGAACCUGAGGAGGCCAACGGUCAGAUCAUGGGCUACCGGGUCUACUACACAAUGGUCGCCCAACAUGUCAACCUCUGGGAGAAGCAGAUUGGAGGGUCUAACUUUGUCACCAUCCAGGGCCUCAUCCCCAACAAGACCUACUACAUCAAAGUUCUGGCCUACACCUCAGUGGGAGAUGGACCGCUUUCUCAGAUCUUCAGAUCAUUGCCUAAGACCGAGCACAGACUGUGGACAAGAAAUCAGUCAGCCGGAUACGAAACUAUGUACAGAAAGAGAGAUGACAGAGACGAGAAACGAAUCAGCUUUGAGCCGACAACCACAUACCUGCUGAAGGACUUGAAGCCGUUCACGACUUAUACUUUUCGGCUGGCUGCUCGUAGCAAACAUGGAGUCGGAGCUUACACCAGCGAGAUCUCUGCAGAAACUCCACAGACACAACCUGCAGGCCCACCUCAAGAAGUCAAGUGCUCUAGCCCCACCUCCACUAACAUCCUGGUAAGUUGGCGGCCACCCCCAGUGGAAUUACAAAAUGGAAUCAUAACGCAAUACACCAUCCACUACGCCGCAACUGAAGGGGAGGACACUACCGCUCGCCAAAUCCCCAGCAUCCCUCCGGAAAUCACCGAGUACCUUCUGGAAAACUUGGAAAAAUGGAAGUACCGUGUGACAGUCACGGCUCAUACAGAUGUUGGAGCAGGACCGGAGAGCCUGCCACAGCUCAUCCGCACAGAGGAGGAUGUUCCUAGUGGGCCACCUCGUAAAGUUGAGGUGGAGGCUGUCAACUCCUCAUCAAUUAAAGUGAUCUGGCGUUCACCGAUGCCCACCAAGCAGCACGGUCAGAUCCGAGGGUACCAGGUGCACUAUGUCAGGAUGGUUAAUGGGGAGCCCACAGGACAGCCAGUCAUCAAGGACAUCCUGAUUGAUGAUGCCCAGUGGGAAUAUGAUGAUUCAACUGAACAUGAAUGAUCAUCACAGAGCUGCAGGCUGAGACCACAAUAUUCAGUUACGGUGGCAGCCUACACGACAAAAGGCGACGGAGCGCGCGGCAAACCCAAACUGAUCACCACCACUGGCGCAGUUCCUGAUAAACCUCGGCUUAUGGUCAGUACAACCACUGGCACAGCUCUCCUCCAGUGGCAUCCCCCAGCAGUAACCCACGGGCCCCUGCAAGGCUAUCGCCUUCGCUUUGGUCGGCAAGAUGUGGAUCCGCUGACUGUCAUUGAGUCUGAACGAGAGAACCACUACACAACCAAAGAGAUUCAUAAGGGAGCCUCGUACAACUUUCCGCCUUUCAGCACGCACAAGUGGGGCUUUGUGAAGAGACAGUCAAAGAAGUCACAACGAAUGAGGACGUUCCAAAGCGGCUACCCUCAGAGCAUCACAGCUGAGGGGCGCCACCACCUCCACAUUCAGGUCAGCUGGCAACCUGUUAUGCUGGCGGAGCGAAACGGCCAAAUAGUGAAAUACGCUCUGCAGUAUAAGGACAUCAACAGCCCACGCAGGCCCCUCGAACUCUUCAUCACCGCCCCAGAAUCAACAGUCAUCCUGGAUGGUCUUAGGGCAGAUACCACUUAUGAUAUUAAAAUGUGUGCCUUCACCAGCAAGGGCUCUGGUCCCUAUAGCCCAAGUGUCCAAUUCAGGACACAGCCUGUGGAUCAAGUGUGCAAAAAUUUUCACGUAAGAGCUGCCAUGAAGACAUCAGUGUUGCUGACAUGGGAAAUUCCUGACACCUACAACCCCGCUCAACCUUUCACUAUUCUCUACGACAAUGGGCAAAGUGUGGAGGUGGAUGGGAAGUUAACGCAGAAGCUGAUCACCGGUCUUCAACCUGAGACACAGUACUCCUUCCUCCUGACUAAUCGUGGAAACAGUGCCGGAGGUCUGCAGCAUCGUGUGUCCACCAUGACAGCCCCUGACAUCCUCCGCACCAAGCCCUAUCUGAUCAGCAAAACCAACUCAGACGGGAUGGUGACUGUGGAGCUGCCAACGGUGCAGACAUCUGAGAGAGUAAGGGGGUAUUAUAUUGUAGUUGUACCUCUGAAGAAGCAACGCACUGGCAAGUUUUUCAAGCCGUGGGACAAUCCAGAUGAGAUGAAUUUAGAGGAGCUGCUGAAGGAGAUAAACCGAACGAGCAGAGGCCUUCGGUUUCAGCGGCAGGCAGAACCUAAAGCCUAUAUCGCUGCUUACUACAAAGACCUGCCCAAAGACUUCACCCUGGGAGAUGGCAAGAUGUACGGGGACUUUGAAAACAAGCAACUCGAGACUGGCCAGGAAUAUAUCUUCUUUGUGCUUGCGGUUCUGGAGAUGUCUGAGAAUAUCAUGUAUGCAACCAGUCCGUACUCCGACCCGGUUGUUUCAGCCGACAUCCCACCCCAGCCAGUCAUCGAUGAGGAGGAAGGUCUUAUCUGGGUGGUGGGCCCUGUCCUGGCUGUCGUCUUCAUCAUAUGCAUCGUCAUUGCCAUCCUUCUUUACAAGAGCAAACCAGACAGAAAAAGAGCAGAAUCUGAAGCUAGAAAAGGUAGUCUCCCCAACAGCAAGGAAAUGCCGCUUCAUCAUCCCACUGACCCUGUUGAACUACGACGUCUCAACUUCCAAACGCCCGGCAUGGCUAGUCACCCUCCAAUCCCCGUCAUGGACUUAGCAGAUCAUCUAGAGCGCCUGAAAGCCAAUGACAACCUCAAGUUUUCACAGGAAUAUGAGUCCAUCGACCCUGGUCAGCAGUUCACAUGGGAGCACUCCAACCUUGAGGUCAACAAACCAAAGAAUAGAUAUGCCAACGUGAUUGCCUACGACCAUUCCAGAGUCUUACUCUCUGCUAUUGACGGUAUCCCUGGAAGCGACUAUAUAAAUGCCAACUACAUAGAUGGCUACAGGAAGCAGAAUGCCUACAUUGCCACUCAAGGAUCUCUGCCAGAGACAUUUGGUGAAUUCUGGAGGAUGAUCUGGGAGCAGAGGAGUGCCAUCAUUGUCAUGAUGACCAAACUGGAGGAGAGGUCCAGGGUAAAAUGUGACCAGUACUGGCCUACAAGAGGGACUGAAACAUACGGUCUCAUUCAAGUGACACUCCUCGACACAGUAGAGCUGGCCACAUACUGUGUCAGGACAUUUGCACUUUUUAAAAACGGCUCCAGUGAGAAGAGGGAGGUGAGGCAGUUCCAGUUCACGGCCUGGCCAGACCACGGGGUACCGGAGCACCCCACUCCGUUCCUGGCCUUCCUGAGACGGGUGAAGGCUUGCAAUCCUCCAGAUGCAGGGCCCAUGGUGGUACACUGCAGUGCUGGGGUGGGACGCACAGGUUGCUUCAUCGUGAUUGAUGCCAUGCUGGAACGGAUCAAGCACGAGAAGACUGUGGAUAUCUACGGGCAUGUGACGCUAAUGCGUGCCCAGCGCAACUACAUGGUGCAGACAGAGGACCAGUAUGUCUUCAUACAUGACGCGCUCCAGGAGGCCGUCAACUGCGGCACCACCGAAGUGCCCGCCAGAAACCUAUACGCCUACAUCCAGAAACUGACCCAGAUAGAGGGUGGAGAGAAUGUCACUGGCAUGGAACUUGAGUUUAAGCGUUUAGCUAACACUAAAGCCCAUACAUCACGAUUCAUCAGUGCCAAUCUCCCCUGCAACAAGUUCAAGAACCGCCUUGUUAACAUAAUGCCAUACGAGUCCACACGAGUGUGUCUUCAGCCCAUUCGAGGAGUUGAGGGCUCAGACUACAUCAAUGCCAGUUUCAUUGAUGGGUACAGGCAACAGAAAGCCUAUAUUGCAACACAGGGACCAUUGGCAGAGACCACGGAGGACUUCUGGAGAAUGCUCUGGGAACACAACUCUACUAUUGUCGUUAUGCUCACCAAGCUUAGGGAAAUGGGCAGGGAAAAAUGCCACCAGUACUGGCCAGCCGAGAGGUCGGCCAGAUACCAGUACUUUGUGGUGGACCCCAUGGCCGAGUAUAACAUGCCCCAGUAUAUCCUGAGAGAGUUCAAAGUGACUGAUGCCAGGGAUGGACAGUCACGGACAGUAAGGCAGUUUCAGUUCACAGACUGGCCUGAACAAGGAGUGCCAAAAUCAGGAGAGGGUUUCAUCGAUUUCAUCGGCCAAGUACAUAAAACAAAAGAGCAGUUCGGCCAAGAUGGUCCAAUCUCGGUCCACUGUAGCGCGGGUGUUGGCAGAACUGGAGUUUUCAUCACCCUCAGCAUUGUGUUGGAACGAAUGAGAUACGAGGGCGUAGUAGACAUCUUUCAGACAGUGAAAAUGCUACGGACACAAAGACCAGCUAUGGUGCAGACAGAGGAUCAAUACCAGUUCUGCUACAGAGCUGGCUUGGAGUACUUGGGAAGCUUUGAUCACUAUGCAACGUAAAAGACCCAGUAUUGGAAGAUAAAAGCAGAGGGCCCUUUGGAAAAAGAAAUCCCAGUGAGCCUCUCUUCUGAGCCAUAAAUUCCUGCUUGAGAAAGUACUCCUUAACUCCUUGCUAACAACUCAUUAAGUGUUGGAUGUGCGACAUGACUUGUCAAAAAAUGAAAAAGAUGAUUCCCGGAGGACCAAGUAUUUCCCAACCCCAAUAAAAACCUUGCCUUGACACAAAGUGAGGGAAUCCUGACUGUUGAAGCAUCAUACGGAAUUACCUUUUCUUUUGCUUCAAGGAUUCAUUUUGGGGCUCAUAAAACUGAAUGAAACCAACACAACAAAAAAGUAAAUGAACAAUAAUGACAUCGUCAGAAAUGCAUCAGUGCUUAUGAACCAUUACGAGAGGCAUCGGAGGCACACAGAAUUGCGGGGUGGAAAAAAACUUGAUGCACAUUGUAAAGAAAAAAAAAAUCUGUUUCACAAUCAAGUACACACAGACAACCCAUCGCAAAAGAAGACAAUGCUUGGUCCACAAGAGCAGGACAGACUCAAAGUAAUAAUGAAUAAAUACCCCUUUUCCUGUCACAAUGUUCAUCAUCUAAAUUUAGGGGGGUGAGGGUAAAGUUAAAAAUGAUCUAUGAAAUAAAUAAAAAUUAUUGAUUUAGUUUUUUAGUACUUUAUGAUACAGCUGAUGUGCUUUUUUUGAACUGUGUGAAUUUCCUUUUUUUACACAAAAUUUAUCGCUUGGGGAAAAAAAGUGAUAAAAACAUAAAUGUUAAAUUUUUUUUAAAGCUGUAGAACUGUUCUAACGUAUGUGCUAUUUUUGCAGAGAAUCUCUUUGCGUUUUUAUUUUAUUCUUUUUGUUUUGUUUUGUUUUGUUCCCCCUCAUUUUGUUGCACUUUGUGCAAAGGACGGAAUUCACACUACCAAAAUGUAACUUUGUACAAGAGUUAUUUUUUGGUCUGGAUUUUUCUGUUUUUGUUUCUGUCCAUGAUCACAUACAUGGUAACUUAAUUACUCCCAUAAGAUAAACUGGGGCUUUGUGGAAUCAACAGGGAUGAGCAAAGUAUGAAGUUGCUGCUACCAAUUAUCUUAGUUCUUCCAUGUUACAACGAUGAUGAGAGAACCUGAUGAAUUGGAUAUGAAUAUAUAAAUAUAUGAUGCAGAUAGACAAAUAUAUGUGACAUAUAUAAGUAUAAAUAUGACACUAUAAAUAUAUUGAUAAAGUACAUAAUUUAUGAGUAAAACAAAUCUAUAAAAUAUGGAUCGUGUUUGAAAGCUUUCAAAUUGAGAGUUGUGUGCUAUGGGGGGAAAUGAAGAUAUUUUUCACUGGAAUGCACAUCAGUAGGACAAAACUGUAUUCUGAUUCAGUGCAUCUUUUCUUGUGCAAUAAAUAUGUGUGUUUUAGAUAGGGUUUUAUGUGGAUAUGUUAUUCACUCAUGACAUAGUACAUUUCCCAGCACCCACGAGCGAUUUGUGGGAGUCAGGUGCCAGUCGAAGCAUCACUGGUGCUAUUUUUUUUUUCUUUCAAGCUCUCAGUUUGUAAUUGGAGGCAGAGGGGAGGUCACACAGCAGCCGCACUCACCGUUCCACACAAUAGGGCAAGGUACAAAGACGUCACUUUCUUGUGGUUCUUUAAAAGCAUUUAACAGUAAAGACAUUUUUCUUUUGUUUUCAUUUUGCAUUUAGAGUGCCUUAUAUUUAUGCCUGUUUUUAUAAUGUUUCAUUUAACAUGUUAAUGUAUCCUUUUGAGUAAUCCAGACAUUUAGUGUAAAUGUAAAGUUUAUUUACCUUUAGUAUUCAUUUGUCACAUGAUGAGAUUAUAUAUGCAAAUAAGAACAUUUCAAAGGUCAUUUUUCAUUUUCAGUGGCCUUAUUGUGGCUGAGUGAAUUAGAAUAAAACUGUUUAUAUAUACAGAGAUACAUCACUGACCUCUACAGAAAACACAUGAGAAACAGCUACAAUAUAUUUAAAAUUUUUAAACUUAAAAAUCAGGGAAGAGAAAGUGGAAUACUGGUCUCAGAACUAAACCGGAUGAAACAGCAGCCCAUCAGUACAUGCCUAGAGGCCCCAACAUGAAGAGCUUUACCAGUUGUAACUUCAAUCGCAUUUGACCACACGGAAUAUUCCGAUUAUUUAAAUGAAUUGGAUGCCUAAAGUGCAGGUCGUCACCGAAGGGUUUCUUCUUCACGCCUUAGGUUUUGACUUGUCACCACAGAGAGCAGACAGAGUCAAAAAUAUCAGUUCUGUUAUCCUGACAAUCCUAAUCGGUGUGUCGUGUCUUUUUUAUUUUGGUGACCUAACAGAGACAGGGGGUUCAGUUUGGUCAUGUUCGGUCUUUCUGUCCAGCAGCGUCUUUAACACCUCCGUCCCCUCUCUGAUGGCUUUGUGGAUGUGCAUUCCAGGUGCUUUCUUUCCCUUGCUAACUCAAGCAGCUAUGUGUUUUGUUUUGUUUCUCAGCUUAACAAAUUACUUUUGUCAUAAUUUUGAGAUAUAAAAGUGCUGUUAUUUAACCUCAUGGUGGCUAAUGUUACUUUAUGUUCAAGAACAUGUUUCUUUUCUCAUCUCCGUUUUUCCUCUUUUUUUUUGUUGAUUUUUCAUAUGCACGGUGAAACAUUGCAGAAAGGCCACAGCUGGCCUGGUAGGAAGACUUGCACUUUCUCUAUCUUUGUACUAUGCACUGCCCUAUUGAUUCUAAACCCAAUAAUAUAUUACUUGAACCCAUCUAUAAAAAUCUCCUUAAACGUUCACUUUGUGUGUAUGUAAAUAACACAAAAAAGGUAUCAACUCUUGAAAAAGACAAAAAAAAAAAAAGUUUGUGGCGAAAAAGAGCAUCCAUUCUGAUGCCAUGGUUACUCCAGCAGAUGACUUCAGAAAAAUCUGUCCCCCAACCAUCUGUUCUUGUGGCUUUGCCAUUCAAGCUUGGAGUGUCAUUAACAGAAAUAAACGUUGUGUUCUCUGCUCUCUCUAUCUAUCUCUCGUCUGGAUGCAUAGACUGAAAAUUAAAUAAUGAAAUUGUAAAAAAAAAUGGCUUGUUAAAAAGAUCAUACAAUUACCUCUGAUUAGUUGUAAGCGUAAACUGUUUCUUUCUCUGAAUGAAAGGAGUGCUUUUUAUUUUCUUACUUAGGUUACAAUGGUGGCGAAAGAAGUCUGUAUGAAAAUCAGUUCUUUGCUGACACAAGUUCCAUUUGUUAUAAAUGAAUUCUAUUAAAAAAUGUCAGUGUUA